UUAAAGUACCAUACCCUUGUUUCCGGGGAGACGAACAUCGCUGCACACAGGCUUGGUGUUGUUUACAGCCUGAUUUACGUUUAACGGCGGAUUAACGGUAGAAUCCGCCGUCUAAGAGAGAGGUUGUUGUUGUUGUUGUUGUUGUUGUGUUGUGUUUAGUGUUUGUCGCAUGUGUUUCAGUUGCUCAUUGUUGUAGAGACACUGUUAGCAGAUGCUAGCAGACGGGGAGACAACAGGGAGACAACAGGGAGACAACACCAGAAACAACGUCUGUCUUUGGACUGACAGAGAUGCCAGCCAACAAACGGAUACACACGAACACACUGAAACUGGGCUGUGAGUGGAGUUCAUGUCAGGAGUCUUUCAACAGGAUGGAGAACUUCUGUAAGCAUGCGGAGACUCACUUAGGUGCAGUUAACCUGACAGAGGACAACGACGAAGAAGAAGACGCAGAAGAGAGAAACUGCAUGUGGAGAGACUGUGGUUUCUGCUCUGUGGAGGGUCCUGAGGAAAUUCGACGACAUCUGUUCUUCCACUGUUACCACACGAAGCUAAAGCAGUUGGGUCAGAAGUUGCUCAAUGCCCAGCCUGAGCUUGGUAGCUGCUCCAUUGGCUACCACAACCACAACAUCGUCCCUGAAGUCCCUGACAAUUUUGUCUGCCUGUGGGAGGAUUGUGAGCAACCACCAUAUGAAAACCCUGAGUGGUUUUACCGCCAUGUGGAGAUGCAUAGCCUGUGUAUAGAGAUACCAACAGGAGACUGUGAAUUUCCAAUACGCUGUGGAUGGAAAGAUUGUGAAGCCACCGUCAAAGGGCGCCCUAAGCUGCGGGAGCAUCUGCGCAGCCACACGCAGGAGAAGGUAGUGGCAUGUCCAGGCUGUGGGGGAAUGUAUGCCAACAACACCAAGUUGUUUGACCACGUCAUACGACAGAGCGCCAUGGAAGGUCAGAGGUUCCAGUGUUCUCAUUGUUCCAAACGUUUUGCCACAGAACGGCUGCUGAGAGACCAUAUGAGGACCCACGUGAGUCACUACAAAUGCCCUCUCUGUGACAUGACGUGUCCUUCACCCUCUUCAAUUCGCAACCAUAUCAAGUUUCGUCACAGCAACGAGAAGCCGUACAGCUGUGAAUACUGCGAGUACAGCUGUAAGAAUCUCAUUGAUUUGCGCAAACACCUGGAUAGCCACAGCAGUGUGCCGGCAUUCCACUGCGAAAUUCCCGGCUGUGGUUUCACUUCUCGCACCCAAAGCACCAUGAAAAUUCACCAUAAAAGAGAGCACGAGGGGAACUUUGUCGCUCGGUACAAAUGCCAUGUCUGUGGUCAGUGCUUCACCAGAGGCAACAACCUAACGGUGCACCUGCAAAAAAAACACCAAUUCAAAUGGCCAUCUGGACACCCCAGGUUCAGAUACAAGGAGCAUGAAGACGGCUUCCUGCGUCUGCAGCUGAUUCGCUAUGAGAGUGUGGAACUGACCGAGCAGUUGAUGAGGGAACGACAAACCAGGCAAACGGAGGAGGAUGAGGAUGGUGGCCAGACUGAAGGGCAGAAGCUGGCAGAAGAAUCGAUGGGCGCAGCUUCCUCAGAGUUACAGGUAGAACUGAGAGGGGUGCUGCUGGAGGAGCAGAGGCCCGAGCCCACCAUCAGUGCAGAGGAGAACAGUCAGGAAGAAGGCACGUUGUAUGUUCUCACUGGAGGUUUGUCACAUGAAGGAACUGACUCCAUCAUGAUGAAUUUUCAAGAUACUUCCUAGCAGCAGGGACUUCCAUUGUCAUCUUCCACAGGAGGACACACUGUUAUUGGAUGUGCUGCUGCAUAGCUACACUAAGCCGGUGCACUGUAACUUUAUUCAAUUAAAACAUCUAAAUGAAGGGACACAUAUUCUUGAUCAUUAGCCUAUAUUAGGUAAUAAACCAUAUUAUAUAUUUCAUUUGGUAACAUUGUAGCUGUUUGUGUAUCGUUUACAUUAAAUUCAUUAAUUGUACUGAUGUCAGAUAAUUUACUCUGCCUCAUGGUUGAUCAUUCUUUUUUAGAAAAAUGUGACAAUAUAAGCCAAGAGAUUGACUGUUGGCAUUUAUGUUCAGCAUAAUCUGUCAAAUCUAAUUACUUGGAGAGUGUAUUUUUUUUUUACUCUGACUUUACUACUUGAAUAAAGUUAUUAUCAAAUGUUUGCUAACAUCA
Messenger RNA from Solea senegalensis (Senegalese sole), 2179 nucleotides. RefSeq names its product histone H4 transcription factor (gene hinfp). Gene Ontology annotation, molecular function: DNA-binding transcription factor activity, RNA polymerase II-specific; RNA polymerase II cis-regulatory region sequence-specific DNA binding. Gene Ontology annotation, biological process: anatomical structure development; regulation of transcription by RNA polymerase II. Lineage: Eukaryota; Metazoa; Chordata; Actinopteri; Pleuronectiformes; Soleidae. The transcript has 9 exons. The record is from RefSeq and is a predicted model, not a curated record. The coding region runs from base 291 to 1751 and encodes 486 amino acids.